GGAACGCGCUUCGGCUGCGGGUUUACUUUUCUUCAGGCGGCGGCAAAAGCCUAGCUGAGGAAGUCAUCGUCAAGGGUGGGUAGAAGAGUGGUGGGCGCGUAUAUGUUUCACUAAUCGGCCGUUAAGAGGCAUUCCUCACCCCCUAUAGGGCGCCUCUUCCCUUGGAUAAGGAUUGGCACGCAGAGCACCGAAGCUGGAGAGCGAAAGACCUGCGCCUCCCCUCCUCCCACAGAAUAUAAGAUGUCCACUGAAGGGCAAAGAGUUGAUGAUAGUCCAAGUACCAGUGGAGGCAGCUCUGAUGGAGAUCAGCGAGAAAGUAUUCAACUGGAUCAGGAAAGAGAACAAAUUCAACCUAAGAAAAAAGUGGGCAAAAUCUCUAGCAAAACAGCACCUAAACUUUCAACUAGUGCUAAAAGGAUUCAGAAGGAACUUGCAGAAAUUACAUUAGACCCACCUCCAAACUGUAGUGCUGGACCCAAGGGAGACAACAUUUAUGAAUGGAGGUCAACUAUUCUUGGACCUUCAGGUUCUGUAUAUGAAGGAGGAGUUUUUUUUCUUGAUAUCACCUUCUCUUCAGAUUAUCCAUUUAAACCACCAAAGGUUACAUUUCGGACAAGAAUUUAUCAUUGUAAUAUUAACAGCCAAGGAGUGAUUUGCUUGGACAUUUUAAAAGACAACUGGAGCCCAGCAUUAACAAUAUCCAAAGUCCUUCUCUCCAUCUGUUCACUUCUUACAGACUGCAAUCCUGCUGAUCCCCUGGUUGGAAGUAUUGCUACUCAAUAUAUGACAAAUAGAGCGGAGCAUGACAGAAUGGCCAGGCAGUGGACCAAGAGAUAUGCAACAUAGGAAACUGCUGAAGAACAUGCUGGACCUUACAAGCACAUUCACUAAGUGCAUCCAUAACCCUCCAGUUUGAUUUUUAUUAAUUUUUAUUAAAUUUUGAAAUAUUUUGUGAUAGGGUUGAUUAUACUUCUCCUUUCCCUUUUAUUAUUUUAUUUUAUUUUUCUGCUGAACUUGAAAAGUGCAUCUUUUUAAUACGUAUACCUUUUUAAUCCGGUAACUCAAAUACAGAUACGGAAUUUGGUUACAGUGCAAGGAAUGUUGAAUCUAUAAUAGUAUAGAACAGUGGACCCCAAUCUGUCCAACUGUAUGGACCAGCAAUGUGGGGGGGGGGAAGAGGGGAUGGUUUUGUAUGUCUGCACAUUGCUUGUACAAAUGCAGCUGUAGGUGCUCACACACUUACGCAGCCUGGUUCCCAACAAGCCACAGGUCAGCAGCAGUCUUGGGGUCGGGGACCCCUUGUGUAGAGCUUUGUCACAAAGCUUUAUAGUAAUGUACUUUUUCUUUUGUGUGUUUGAGAAAAGCAAGCACACUCAGAACUACAUAUUGUUUCUACUUAAGUGUAGUAUUUAGAUUUUUUUAUUGAAGUCUUUAAGGGUAGAUGCAUGUUACUGGGAACAGGUUUUCUAUAAAAAGCAUAAAAUCAAGAACCACUGUGGAUUAUUAAGACUAUGUUUUAACACAAAGCUACUGGUUGAACCACAGAUAUGUAUAUCUUAUAUAUAAAAAGUUUCUGAGGGUCCUGCCACUUUUGAUUACAGAUUAGUUGAUAUAAACUUGUAUUAA
Notechis scutatus (mainland tiger snake) is the source of this 1626-nucleotide messenger RNA. RefSeq names its product ubiquitin conjugating enzyme E2 E2 (gene UBE2E2). Lineage: Eukaryota; Metazoa; Chordata; Lepidosauria; Squamata; Elapidae. The record is from RefSeq and is a predicted model, not a curated record.